Anoplopoma fimbria (sablefish) is the source of this 2480-nucleotide messenger RNA. Its product is annotated as E3 ubiquitin-protein ligase TRIM39-like. Bases 1 to 1638 code for a protein of 545 amino acids. The record is from RefSeq and is a predicted model, not a curated record. Lineage: Eukaryota; Metazoa; Chordata; Actinopteri; Perciformes; Anoplopomatidae. Gene Ontology annotation, molecular function: zinc ion binding; protein binding. The transcript has a single exon.
AUGGCUGCAGUCAAUUAUCUGCUAUCUGAAGAUCAGUUUCUGUGCUCCAUCUGUCUGGAUGUGUUCACUGAUCCGGUCACCACAUCAUGUGGACACAACUUCUGCAAAAACUGCAUCACUGAGCACUGGAAAACUACUGACCAAUGCCAGUGUCCCAUAUGUGCAAAGCUUUUCUACCAAAGACCUGAGUUAAGGGUCAACACUUUCAUCUCUGAGAUGGUUGUUCAGUUCAGACAGUCAGCUCAACAGAAAGCCAGCAGCUCAGAGCAACAGGUUGCAAAACCAGGAGAAGUUCCCUGUGACGUCUGCACUGGAACCAAACUGAAGGCCCUGAAGUCCUGCCUGGUGUGUCUGGUCUCCUACUGUGAGACUCACCUGGAGCCUCAUCUGACAACGUCAGGCCUGAAGAGACAUCAGCUGAUCGACCCCGUGGAGAACCUUGAAGGCAUGUUGUGUACGAAGCACGAUAAACCUCUGGAGCUGUUCUGUAAGACCGACCAGACAUGUGUCUGCAUGCUCUGCAGUGUUUUAGACCACAAGAUGCACGAGUUUGUUCCUCUGAAAGAAGAAUAUGAAGAAAGGAAGAUCAAGCUGGAGAAGACAGAGGCUGAGAUUCAGCAGAUUAUCCAGGAAAGACAAUUAAAGAUUAAGAAGAUCAAACGGUCAGUCAACAUCAGCAACAAAAACGCAGACAGAGAGAUCACAGAAGGUAUUCAGGUUUUCGUGACUCUGAUGGAGUCUGCUCAGAGAGGCCUUGAUGAGCUCACUGAGACAAUUGAAGAGAAGCAGAGAACGACACAGAACCGGGCUGACAACUUUAUCAAAGAGAGCGAACAGGAGAUCUCUGAGCUGAAGAAGAAAAGCAUGGAGGUCGAGCAGCUCUCAUCCUCAGAAGACCACCUUCUCCUUCUCCAAAGCUACCCAUCUAUGAAAGCACUUCAUUCCAGCGUGGAUUCGACAGAACUCGAAUUCUUUCUGCGAUCAUAUGAUGGGACUGUAGUGAGAGCUGUGGCUCAGCUGGAGGAGAGCUUGACUGAAGUGAUGGAGAGUCUCCCUGAAGCAGAGCUUAAACGGGUCCAACAGUUUGCAGUGGAUGUAACUCUCGAUCCUGAAACAGCUCAUCCCAGUCUCAUCCUGUCUGGUGAUGAAAAACAAGUAAAUAUUGGUGAACUAAAGAAAAAUCUCCCAGACAACCCAGAGAGAUUUUCUCUCAAUCCCUGUGUUUUGGGAAAGCAGAGUUUCUCUUCUGGCAGAUUCUACUUUGAGGUUCAGGUUAAAGGAAAGACUGGGUGGGAUUUAGGAGUGGCCAGAGAGUCGAUCAACAGGAAGGAAGACAUCCCACUGAGUCCUGAGGAUGGCUACUGGGCUAUAUGGUUGAGGAAAAGAAACAAGUACAAAGCCUUAAAUGACCCCCCAGUUCGCCUCUUUCUUAAUUUGAAACCCAAGACAGUGGGGGUGUUUGUGGAUUAUGAGGAGGGUCUGGUCUCCUUUUAUGAUGUAGAAGCCCCAGCUCUCAUCUGCUCCUUCAUUGACUGCUCCUUCAAUGAAAAACUCUUCCCUUACUUCAAUCCGGGUCUGAAUGAUGGUGGCAAAAACUCUGCCCCUCUGAUCAUCUCUCCUGUCAAGACUCAAGUCUGACAAUAGUUACCGAAUAUUCCACUUGGAUUCCAGUGUGACGACUUGCAAGACGUUGAUGGUCCCAGAGGAGGAAUACUCCUAAUGAGUUUUUAUUUUCAUAACAGGAUGGUACUAAAGGCUUCAAACAAGCAUAUUGGACCAGCGAACAGUGUGAACAAGCUUCUAUCUUGUGACUACACUAGAGUUUGGUGUUUAUGAUGUAUACUGAUGUGUCUCAACUAUCAUAUCUAUUAUAUAAUCUAUUGUUUCGUAUUACUUGGCUGCAAACUAGUGCAACAUACCAAUUUCCAACAUAAUUAAUUGACUUUCGAACAUAAUUAAUUCACUCUCCAACCCUGCUGGACCCACUAUUGUUAAAAAUAUUAAGCAUGUUUUUGUGGCAAAUCUAAAAAACAAACAAAAUACUGUAUAUGUGUGAUUAUUUUGUCAGGGUAGAAAUUGCUUUUUUCUUUCUAGUGUAAAAAAUAUUUAGGGGGAAUUCAUAAAAAAAAUGUCAGAUUGCAUCUUCUCUUUUUAAUUAAUCAACCAGCUUACCUAAACUUUACAAAUGGAGCAAGUGUUUGGUUAAGUUUAAUGUCGCUUAUUCAAUUUCACCAUAAAACUUUUGUCUUUUAUCGGUAUUUGAAGCUUUGGAUUAUCAUUAGUUUAGAAAGGAGCCACAAUACUGUGCAGAUAAACUACCGAUGAUAUCAGGAAGGGGUUGGGUGGUUUAGAAUUUCUUGCUGGUUAUAUGUAACUAUAAUUUCAUUCAUAUUGAUAAAGGUUGCUACUUUGGGUUAGGUUGUUUUUUAUAUAUUAUUUAUAUAUAAUAUGUAAGGAAUAAGAAAAGACACAAAGCUGAG